Molecule: messenger RNA, 1522 nt
Organism: Elaeis guineensis (African oil palm)
Lineage: Eukaryota; Viridiplantae; Streptophyta; Magnoliopsida; Arecales; Arecaceae
Product: cytochrome b561 and DOMON domain-containing protein At3g25290
Source: RefSeq, a predicted model, not a curated record
AACCGCCUCCCCCCCAUGCUCUCCCUCCUACUUUGUAUGCUCUCCAUAGCUCAGACCACCAAUAUUUUUUGAACACUCCAAACAACCCAAAGGGAAGAAGAAAAGCUAGUAUUCAUUCCCUUGGCCAUGGCAUCAACUCUACUUUUUGUCUUCUCUCUCCUCCUCCUCCCGCUUCCAUCCUUCUCCAAGACCUGUUCCUCCCACACCUUCUCCAAGAACCGACUCUUCGCCACCUGCAAUGAUCUCCCCCACCUCUCCGCCGCCCUCCACUGGACCUACGACGCCGCCAACUCCACGCUUUCCAUCGCCUUCGCCGCCUCCCCAUCCCACUCCGGCGGCUGGGUCGCAUGGGCCCUCAACCCCACCGGCUCCGGCAUGGUGGGAGCGCAGGCUGUCGUCGGGCUCCGCCAGUCCGGCGGCUCCCUCGUGGCCAAGACUUUCAACAUCUCUGCUUACGGCCCUGUCACGCCAUCGCCCAUCGCCUUCGAGACGUGGGGGCUCGAGGCAGAGGAGGACACCACCGGCAUCAUGACGGUGUUCGCCAAGCUAAAGCUUCCAAGUAACGUGACGAAGAUGAACCAGGCGUGGCAGGUUGGGCCAAGCUCCACUGAUGGGUUGCCAAGCAAGCAUGACUUCGGGGUGGAGAAUUUGAACGCCAAGGGGACGCUAAAUGUGGUCAGUGGGCAGAGCUCAGGAGGAGGAACGGAUUCCAGGUUGAAGGAGAAGAAUAUACAUGGAAUACUAAAUGCUGUGAGUUGGGGAAUUCUGCUUCCAAUUGGAGCAAUCAUAGCAAGGUAUCUGAAGGCAUUCAAGUCCUUGGACCCAGCUUGGUUCUACCUUCAUGUGUUGUGUCAGCUCAUUGGUUAUGCUUUGGGGGUCACUGGCUGGGGAAUCGGUCUUAAUCUUGGGAGCAAAUCCAAGGGAGUUCGGUACACCACUCACCGAAACCUAGGCAUUUCCCUCUUCUCCCUUGCCACCUUACAGAUCACUGCUUUGUUCUUGAGGCCAAAGAAGGAUCACAAGUACCGCGCCUACUGGAAUAUAUACCACCAGGUAGUAGGACUAGCCAUCAUUCUUCUGGGCAUCAUCAAUGUGUUCAGGGGCCUACAAAUCUUGAAUCCUGCUCAGAAGUGGAUGGAUGCUUAUAUUGCUGUGCUUUGCAUCUUGGGUGGCAUUACAUUGGUGAUGGAAGUCACCACCUGCAUCAUAGCUCGGAGGAGAAAGACUGAUGGCUCCAUGAAGCAGUACAAUGGCUCUGGUGCCGCCAGUGAUCAGCAUGGCGUUCAGCAGCCACUCUCAGCCUGAGUGUUAUUACCAUCGGAUUUUGGUUUGUGCUUCUGUUGCUGUUUUGUUGUCUCGUUAGAUUUUGAGGAUAGAAGUAUUGCAUAGAUUAGAAUUUUCCUUCUACUUGAGAGUGAGCUAUUUGUACCAUGGGUUCUACAUUCUGUUAUGAACCUUCUCUUUGUAACUUAAUGUAUUGUAUUCUGUAUCGGAACAUGAACGCGAGAUUUUUAACCUUCAC